This is a messenger RNA of Medioppia subpectinata, 3729 nucleotides long. Lineage: Eukaryota; Metazoa; Arthropoda; Arachnida; Sarcoptiformes; Oppiidae. The record is from the annotation of a GenBank genome assembly.
CGCAUGGACUUUGUCCGCAUUCAGUUGGCUGUGUAUGAGCUGUACAUCGAUUAUCUGGAGUAUUGGGUCAAACGGCAUGAACUGCCUUCAGAUGUGGCCGCUGUGGAGACCCGUGCCAUACCUUAUCCCCGGUAUCUUAAGAGCUCAUCAGUUGGAAGUAUGAACAUGUUGGAAGUGCUGGGAAUGUUAGUCAUCACGAGUUAUAUAAUAAUGUGUCCAUUGAUUGUGAAACGUAUUUGCGAUGAAAAGGCGGCCAAAGCUAAGGAAAUGCUCAAAAUGAUGGGUUUGAGUGAUUGGGUGUUUUGGGGCUCGCAUUUCAUCAACUAUUUUAUCAUAAUGUUUAUACAAUCGGUAUUAAUCGUAGUAUUUUUGUGCGUGGGUUUUGGUGGACUACCAUUUGUUGUCUAUAGCAACGCGUUUGUGCUGUUAAUCGCCCUGGUGCUGUUUAAUAUAAACACAAUAUUAAAUUCUAUGCUUAUAACCACCAUGUUCAAUCGCCCGGUGAUCGGUGUAGUGGUCAGUGUUAUAUGGUUUGAGGUCUCGCAUGCGGUGCCGAUGGGAGCGUUGAGUACAAUGUAUAACCAGGAUAUGGAUGUCGAGGGCACCACCAAUUCGCGUAUACUCUCCUGUUUUCAGCCCAACUCAGCCAUGCAAUGGAUGUUCACAGUUAUGGGCCAAUGCGAGACGUAUGGUUAUGGGUUAACAUGGCCAAAUUUGUGGUCAAAUGUGCCACGAUAUGGUCAUUUUACAGGCGGAUUAGUGUUAUUGUUGCAAUUGAUGUCCAUAUUUUACUACGUCUUGCUAAUAUGGUACGUGGACAAUGUAUGGCCAUGGCAGUUUGGUAUACCUAAGCCUGUGUACUAUCCAUUUUUACUAUCAUAUUGGUUCCCAAAUCGGGGUAAAACAACUGAUACUAACGACACAAUUGAUGCGAAAACUGGCAGAAAUUUAGCCCACUUUGAAAGAGAGCCGUUGAACACAAGGGUUGGCAUAAAGUGUGAGAAAUUGCAUAAAAUGUUUGGCAAUAAGACGGCUGUCGGCGAUAUGUCUCUCAACAUAUAUGGCGGACAAAUAACUGUACUGUUGGGCCAUAACGGCGCCGGAAAGACCACUACAAUGAAUAUGAUUACCGGUAUAUUCCCGCCCACUUCGGGCACAGCAUAUAUCGGUGGCUAUGAUAUCAGACAACAGACUCGUAGGGCUCGCAAAAGCCUGGGUUUGUGUCCACAGGAAAACAUUUUGUACAGUGAGUUGGAUGUGAGCCAACACUUAAAACUAUACGCUAUACUGAAAGGCCAUCCCUGGGCUGAUGUGGACAAAGAGGUUCAGAAAAUGGCAGCUUUGGUUGAUUUGACAGAUAAGGCAAACACUAUGUCUACAGAUCUGUCCGGAGGUAUGAAACGCAAGCUAUCACUCGGUAUAGCAAUGAUAGGCAACACUGAGAUCCUAAUACUGGAUGAGCCGACCUCUGGUAUGGAUCCGGAGGCGCGAAGACAUAUGUGGGAUGUCUUACAGAAUAUCAGAUCCGAAAGAACUAUAUUAUUGACCACUCAUUACAUGGAAGAGGCGGAUGCUUUGGGCGAUCGGAUCGUAAUCAUGAGUGAGGGACACAUCAAAUGCUGUGGAAGUCCUAUGUUUCUGAAGAAAGCAUUCGGCGCCGGAUAUCACCUCCGGAUCGCUAAGAACCGGGAGUUUAACAGCCAAUCGGUGCUCAAUAUUGUACGCAAAACAAUGCCAAACGCAGAGAUCAAAAGUGAGAUCAACUCAGAGAUCAUAUACUCGUUGGAAAACAGCGACGAACUCGAGAGGAAUAAUAAUGAAAGUACGACAAGUCGUCAACUGAUCCAACUCUUCGCCCACUUGGAGAGCAACAAACAAGAGCUCAAUAUUGAAACCUUUGGGCUAACGGUGACCACAAUGGAGGACGUCUUUCUCCGAGUGGGCAAUGAAUAUAUGGAUAACUCUUCGGCCGAUGAGUUGUCUAAAGCGGCCACUAAUUCACCGCAAGGUACGGAUCUAUUGUCGCAUAAUAUCACCAAAAAUACUGGUAAUAAACUUAUGGCGCAACAGUUUUGGGCGCUUUUCAUGAAGCGUUUCCACUACGCGAAGAGGUAUUGGCCAAUGAUUGUCCUCCAGACAGUACUUCCGGCCAUACUAUUCAUGUGUAUCCUAUUGUUGGAUCAGUCGUUGAAAAGGGCGACAACAGAGACCUCAACGGUAUCUCUUGAGUUAAAUUUGAAGACAAUGUACGGCCCGACCGAGGGUUUCGUUCAGUCAGACCUCAAAGACUUUAACGAUAAGUAUAUUAAAGUGUCGGCCAAUGAAGAUAUGAAGACACAAGUGAUCACUGUGAACCCAAACAAUUGGACACUAUCUGGUAAUAGAGGGGACGAUAUAACCAAAUAUAUCAACACGUAUUUAGUCGGCGCUCAGAUCAACACUACCACCAAAGCCAACAAAACAUCACUAAUACUGAUUCCCUGGUAUAACAAGGAGGCCAUACACGCUCUCCCGGUGUCCAUCAAUGUGAUAUACGAGACACUAUUGAAACAAAAAUUCAAUGAUAAACCAUCGAUCACACUAUACAACCACCCGAUACUAUCGGACCAGAGUGCAAAUAACAUGGGUAUGAUUAUGGUGACCAUGGUGGUUACCUGUUUACUGCUGGUGCCCCUAACGGUGCCAUUUAUCGGCGCCUCGUAUGCGUUGUUCCCAAUCCAUGAGCGCAUCACUCAAUCAAAACUUUUACAGUUAAUGAAUGGCAUAUCUGUUCACACGUUUUGGGCGGCGAGUUAUCUCUUUGAUAUCAUUAACCAUUUGUUGGCCAGUAUUAUACUCUUCAUUGUAUUCGCCAUUUUUGAUUGUGACAAAAUUUUCAUGGGCAAUGCGAGCAACGCGGGCGGACUAUUCCUACUAUUCCUUAUGUUUGGUCUGUCGGCCAUACCGUUAGCCUAUCUGUUCUCACUUCGACUCAAACAGCCCUCAACUGGUUAUGCAGUUCUGGUCGUUGUAUACCUGCUCUCCGGUAUAGCCCUGUCUUUGACGGUAUUUUUUGUGUCAAUGCAAAAGCCGAAAGCGGCCGACGCUCUCGAAGGUGUGGCCAAUAUUAUGCCCGUAUAUGCCAUGAGUCACGGCAUACAAAAGCUGUACAAACUGGGCUCGUAUGCGGAUGUUUGUAAUAAAAUGACCAGGGAGCAUUUGGCUCAGCGGUGCGACAACAGUAACUAUCGCAUAGAUAAAAGUAGCGACUACUGGGGCUGUUGUGUGAAUCUGUGCAAACCCACACACGAGUGCUAUUAUGAACGCAAUGCUUUCCAAUGGGGUAAAUACGGUAUUGUAACGGAGUUGGUGUAUAUGAUUGUUACGGCAUUUGUCUAUCUAUUGAUACUAUCGCUAAUUGAAAGCAAUUUCCAAAAAAUUAAAUACAUGUUUAAUAAAAACUCAAAAAUAACUGAAAUGGUUAACAACGGGUACAGCACUGGACAGCAAAAUGUUGUGCUAAACGUGGGCACCGGUGGCCAGGAUAUGGACUCGGAUGUGAGUGCAGAGAUGAAACGCAUAAAAGGUCUGGUGGGCGCCAAUAGAGGGACGACUGAUGCGAUUGUUGUGCAAAAUCUGUGCAAAACAUUCAAAGCAUUUCCAGCCGUCGAUAACCUCUCGUUUGGUGUCCAUAAGGAGGAGUGUUUCGGACUGUUGGGAGUGAACGGCGCCGGAAAGACCACAACCUUU